GGAAAUUUCAGAUCAAUGAAUACGAUUGGUUUAUGGCGUGACAGAGCCGAAUGUUUUACAGUUCCGUCAGUGUGUGUCGUCUGUCGGAAACCGGCUGAAGCAUGGCAGUACCUACCGGUAGAGCUGUGGUGUUCGUUACCGGGAACGCGAAAAAAUUGGAAGAGGUGGUUCAGAUCCUUGGGGACAAAUUUCCCUACAAACUGAUUUCCAAGAAGAUUGAUUUGCCUGAAUAUCAAGGGGAACCAGAUGAUAUUUCUAUACAGAAAUGUCAAGAAGCAGCAAUGCAGGUGGACGGGCCAGUGCUGGUGGAGGACACCUGUCUGUGCUUCAGGGCACUAGGAGGACUACCAGGACCUUACAUAAAAUGGUUCUUGGAUAAACUGAAGCCAGAAGGACUGUAUAAAUUGCUAGCAGGUUUUGAAGAUAAAUCUGCCUGGGCUCUGUGUACAUUUGCUUUCUGUGCUGGAAAAGACAAGCCAGUCCAGCUGUUCAGAGGAAUAACCGAGGGCCGUAUUGUUGAUCCCAGGGGCCCGAGGGAUUUUGGUUGGGAUCCUUGUUUUCAGCCUGAUGGCUAUGAAAAAACUUAUGCUGAGCUCCCUAAAGAAGUGAAGAACAGCAUCUCCCAUCGGUACCGUGCCCUGGCAGCCUUGUCUGAACACUUCUCCAGGCUCAACGACACACCAGAGACCAAGAGCACACAACACCAAGACUGAGUACUGUUGCCUUUCCAAACAGAUUCAGCCAAUCAGAGCUCAGUUUGCCUCAUCAGGCUCCGGCUCCAAUCAAACACUAAUGUGCUGCUCAUAAAUGGUUUCAAAUGUACUCCAUCCUUGUCUUUUAAAUAAAUGCUUUGUUUAUAAAAAUCACAGUA
Molecule: messenger RNA, 871 nt
Organism: Carassius auratus (goldfish)
Lineage: Eukaryota; Metazoa; Chordata; Actinopteri; Cypriniformes; Cyprinidae
Product: inosine triphosphate pyrophosphatase-like
Exons: 8
Coding region: 102-713 (203 amino acids)
Biological process (GO): nucleoside triphosphate catabolic process
Cellular component (GO): cytoplasm
Molecular function (GO): nucleoside triphosphate diphosphatase activity
Source: RefSeq, a predicted model, not a curated record